Peniophora sp. CBMAI 1063 is the source of this 8889-nucleotide messenger RNA. NCBI's taxonomy places the organism in Eukaryota, Fungi, Basidiomycota, Agaricomycetes, Russulales, Peniophoraceae. The record is from the annotation of a GenBank genome assembly.
AUGCGCAAGAACGGCACCCUCUUACAGCGGGACUUCCUGAUGAGGUUCUGGGAAGGCAUUCACCGCGACCUGCGAAAAGACGUGCGCGACCGUCUAUUGAUCCAUCACCCGGAUCAUGAUAAGAAAGUCCCAUGGGAGAUCAAGGAUAUCGACGAGGUCGUAGGGAUACUCUUGCGAAGAGGCGACCUCGAUAACGACUUACGGGACGAUCGCGACGAGGAUAGCGAUGCUGCCUUGAGCGAGGACGAGUUCUCUUUAAGCGAGGACAGUAGCGACGAUGACAGCAGCGACGACGGAAACAAGAAGAAGAAGAAGUCCCCGAAAAAGAAGAAGAAGGUCCCGCGCGAGCCGAACAAGAAGACUCCGAGCAGUCGAGUGGCCGCACUGCAAGCAGACCUAGCAGCAGAAGCGUCUGCCAAAGUCAACAAGAAGUCUCAACGCGAGCUCGAAGACAUCCUCGAGAAGAUGUCGGCCUUACCACGAACCGAUCCCCAGUACUCAGUACUGUACUUCAAGGCGAAGAGUCGGGACGAAAACAUCCAGCAGAUAUGGCCACCGCCCAUUCGAGAUCAAGACCCAUCAACAUCUACAACGAACACCAAGAUCAAACCGGCGAGGUCCUUCCUCGCACAGACGACAGCGGGUGCAAGCAGUAGCACUCAGCGGGAACCACCUCCGCAUCAGGACCCGGCGCGUAGGCGAUGGGCCGAACGCGGUCAGACGAGCGACCAAGGCUGCUUCGGCUGUGGCACCGAAGGACAUCGGGUAGGCGAGUGCCCGGAGAUCGCUAAACUUCUGCGUGAAGGCGUGGUUGGCUACACCAACGGUAGACUAACCCACAAAAGUGGGCAGCCGAUCAGACGAAAGGGAAACGAGAAGUUGGCAGCAGCCGCCAGGCGAGAGCAUGCUGCUCUCAGUGGCGCAAACGUUCCCGAGGCUUCUAGCUCGAUACCUACCCUCAAGAGUAAUUUCAUUAGCAUAAUCCCGGACGCAUACAUCUCCGAAAACUCCGUGAACUCCGAGGAGGAGAGCGGUAGCGAGAGCGAAAGCGGUGACGACGAGAGGGGCAUUGUGGCGCUCGCCACUAUUAACGAUGAAGGGACGGACAGCGACGCGAGCGACGUAGUCGUCAUGAAUGUCGCUGAGACCGAGAAAAUCAAGAAAAAUAAGCAUUCGGCCGCGUCUACAGGCCACCGCACUCGCUCGAGUACGGGAGCACAGCUGCAUAAGCCCAGCAAGGACCCUGAGGAUUUCGAGAUGAAGGCGCGUCAGCGCGGCGGAAAGACCGCGCCGCGUAUCCCCGGCGAGGUAAGCGGACACCCACGCCCAGCCGAGAAGAAAGGACCAGCGAGGUCUCGCAAGUCCACGAGAAUAACGGCCGAGGAGCCGCAAUACGUACCGCACGUCGAGGACCUGCCCAUGAGGGACCUCGAGGACGACGAUAACUUCCUCGAGGACCCGGAGGACUCAGACCCUGCACCAGAAGUGACAGAGGAUCCUGUCACGCUCAAGGCCUUAGCCGAAAGGGUUGAGGAGGGCGCGCAGACCCAGAAAGUGGCCCAGCGGGCAGCAGAAAUACGAAAAGAGAAGGCGCGCGAGACGCGCCAUGGUGGUGGUGAGAUCGAAAAAGUUAAGUCGCGUCCGCGCGCGACACCGCUUUCGGCAACGGCCGACAGAGAAGAUGUGUUGGACAACGUGUUAGACACGUCCGUCACCAUCUCCUUCCGCCACCUCUUAGCUGUCUCCGACUGGGCACAAGGCCAACUGGCGUACCUAUGCAAGAAGCGCGCGUUCGACCAAGCCAGCAAAUCCGCACUGGAAAAGGCGGGACCGCGGGUAAUGCUCGCCCAACUUGCCGCGCGCGGCUUAGCCGCAAUGACACGCGCGUCCACCCGAGGAGAGCUCCUCGAGUUCGACAUCCAGUGCAAUAACACGGUGGUACGUGCACUGCUCGAUACCGGCUCCCAGUUGAAUCUAAUGACGGGAGAAUUAGCCGACCGCUGCAUCACGCAGCCCGUGGAUCGUCAAGCAACCGUUCAGCUAGAAGUGGCGAACGGCGACAGGGCCAACGUCACCGGCCUCAUUCACGACGUACCGCUUCGGCUUGGGCCGAAAAUCAAGACGAAGGCGAGUAUCUUCCGCGUCGAUUUUCCCGUCAAGUACCAACUGCUCCUAGGACGACCGUGGCAGCGCGACCACUUCAUCAACAUCGAGGAGCGGCUGACGGGUACGUACCUGGUGCUACGAGACGUUCACGACCGGAUCGCUUAUGACGUUCUAGUCACGCCCGUGUCUAGGGAGACCGUCUACGACCGCGACGGGAAGAUGUUAGUAGAUACGCCGAGGGCCCGCGCCCAUUUGGUACGGAUCAGAACACCUCCGCCCGCGAACGAGAUGGUGGCUGACCACCCGCUACAGGAUCCCCAUCUAUUGGCGCACCCUCUCCCAAUAGCUUACGAGCUCGAGGGCGAACCUUCAGACGAGCAGGCCGACGCUCGCUCUGUGACAACCUCGGCGACAGACGAAUUGAACGAGGGACGCGCGCCGAGUCCUGUCUCGACGGACGCACAAGAACGCGGACUUGAGGUACGCCUCGCACGACCAGCUGCGGCUGACGAGGUCGAUGCUGAGCUGCUGGACGAGGAGGAGGGGACGCGUAAGCGUUUGAGGCGUAUAAAAACAGAGCGGGGUGAGCGGUUCGACUUCAGAAACCGCAAACUCAUCGACUUACCACUUCCUCAGCUCAACUCAACUCCCUUGCACCCCUACUCCGCCCUUACUCUCGCGAUCUCACCGUCUCCCGCUUCAUUCGCCGCGCCGCAGGUCGACGCAACCCGUUCGUACUUCCCUUCCCUGAGUUCUGGGGAAGACCGCUCACUUUCGUCCGUACAGAACCUUGAUCCCGUAGUCUCGCUGGUCGACGGUCUCUUCGCCACCUCUUCCGCCCAAAGGUUCUCUUGGACACCUCCUGUUCUGUCGCGGGUCGACGCUCCUCCGCAAUCUCCCUACGCCGAGCCUAGGUCUCAGCCACCCGCCCUUCCGUUCACCUCGCCAGACGAGGAAAGUCUCAAAACUUUCGCGCCGCUGGUCAACGGUGCCCCGUCUCUGCCUGACAUCUCUCCGUCUCGUGCCAACUCCCUCUCCGACACCUCGCUAGCCGAGAUUUUCGGUACGUAUGAGCGAACAACCGCAGACGCUCGAGCUUGCCUAACCGAAUUUGGACAGCUUCUGCCCGCUCGAACCUCGCUCCCGUCUGACUUCGCUCCUACCGCCUCGCUAGCCGAGCCCUUCCGUACGUACCAGGAAUUCACUCAGCUGGAAGCCAGCCUAACGAUUCCCAGGAAUAUCUCAACACCCUUGCCACCGGUGGGCACGCUCUCCGCCUCGAUAGUACUUCCUGUACGUGAGAGAUUCGGCGUUUCGAACAACCGUACUGAGCGGUUCUUCGCGCAGCUUAAAUCGUUCAUCCUCAAGCUACCCGACUCAUCGUUCAAGACACGUUCCCCUUUGUUGGGUAAGUUGCUAUCGCAACCACCCUCGCGCUCGCAGCACUCACACGAACAAAUCCUGUCUAGUUCGUCAUCCGCGCUGAGCGUCACUUCAAACAUACUCGCCUUCCCGUCCAAUAUGUUUACCAACAAUCCUUUCGCCCAUACGCCUCUGCCCGUGUCCACGCACACGACCACGGUCCUCUCGCUGUCCGAAUGGCUUACCGGCACUCCCGCUAUCCCUCACCCUCCUGAUCCCGAGGGUAGGGAAGUCUACCGCUCAGGCGCUAACUUCGAGCCUCACCGGACGUUCGACAUGGCCCGCCGCUGCACCGAUCCGGACGCCGACCCGCCUCUCGGGCUCGACGCGGUGUACAAUAAUUCGGUGCGGGUGGUGUCCCCGCGUAGCUUCAUCAUCAGCACUCGGGAAUUAGUCGACGAACACUCGGGCGAAACGAAGGCCAUCCUCGAAGCGGUGCUCAUCAACCCGCAGAUCGUGCUCGAUACGGAUACCUCCGACCUGCACACCUCGGCCGCGUGGGCCGGCUUUUCUGCCCAGCUGGGCGACUUCAAGGAACCGGAUACGCUGCGCUCGGACCUCCGCGUGCGCGGGAUCCUCUUCGUCCAGUUCGCGGUCCCGUGGCAGCUCGCGCGCGAGUACCCUCUCUUCGGUAAAGAACGACGCCCGAUGGGUCGCGAGCUUCUCGCCCCGCUUCCGCCCGAGAUCCCCGAGUGGCUUCCUCGCCUCGUCACCACUAUUCCCGGGCUGGAGGCUACGCCUUUCGUCCGCGACUUCUGGAACGUCGUCGCUCGGUCUCAAGGCUGCCUGGCCAACGACCCCGCCGCCGCCAUCAAGCUCAUUUUCAACCAAAGCCGGCACAUCUUCUCCGCCGACCCCGCUUGCAACUUCAACGGCCUGCAGGCCCUCGACAUCGUCCUUACCCAAGGUAACUUGGAGGUUACGCUGGACGACCACGCGGUCGACCUCGACGUUGAUGGCGCAGUCGGGCGGUUGAUGUACACGACGGCGCUGGAGAUGGCUAUCGAGCACAGUUUAGAGAGCUGUGAUCCGUUCUCCAGUACGCCUAGGAUCGUGAUCCCCCACGGGCUGGCGCAGAACUUGCGACAAGGUGAGGCGAUGGCCUACCCGCGAAUAGACCCUCCGACUUACAGCCGACGUCUAGCGCCGACCUUCGCCGCCAUGAAGUAUUAUCCCGACCGGCUCUCGCACAGUCGCGCCACCUUUUGGAAGGCCGCGCCGCCCUUCAGAGCGACGACGUACUCGGAAAGGCAAGCCGCAGCUUCUGAUCCCCGCCCAUUGUUCCCACACUUACUCCCCCCGUACAGCACUGAGCGGAUCACGCGCGAUCCUAUGCGGGUGUACCAGGAGAUUUCGCGUCUCAACCGGGAACGCGGUGGCGAUACGACCACGUACCGUGCGGACCAGCUCGAGAUACCGUUCAUCGACGGAGACUGGUCGGCCUUGCAGCCUGCGAGCACUCCCUCCUCGUCAUGGGAGGAUGCGCCACUCACGCUCGCCAGUCGCUACGGACCGUUCUCGCUCGACCCUGUCCCGCUGGAGGUGGAGGGCUGGCUUAAGGAGCACGACAUUCGCCCCGAGGAUGCGUCUCUGCGCCAGGUCCUCUAUGUGAUCGCGGCGAAGUUGGUCACCAAUUUCAAGAUCGCCACCUUCGAGCGGUUGGUGAACGACCUCGGUCGCUCGGACGGUAUCCUCGCUUUCGUCCUGCGCGCCCACCACGCUCACGAGCAUCACGCCGCCACCCACCCCGAGCAGCUCAAGGAGGAGCUGUACCGUGAGAUCAACGGCCUCAUCACCUGCGUGAUGUUCCGCGCCGGCGUCCUCCUUAUCCAGGAACCGAAGCGCCUCACCUACCGUAUCCUCGACACGGCCGAGCGGGUGCUCCCGGAGUUCGCGGCCGAUCUGUGGGGGUUCGUAGAGCACGCCAAUCAAUGCGCGCCAUCCGUCCUGAAGGGAGGAUCGUCGGGCAAGCUCACUCGGUCGCCCAACGAAAGCGUCUUCGCCGACGACGUGAACUUCUGGAUGCUCGACGUAGCACCUGCUGUCCCCGUCGCGCCCGUCGACCCGACCGCCCCGUCCACUCCCACGACUCGGGACUUCCCGAUGACGUUCGAGCCCAACGAUCUCAUGGACACCCCAUAUACGCCGGUCGCGCCAGCACGGUAUCCGGACGACACACCUGCAAGCAGCAGCGCUUCGGACUUCGCCUUGCUCCAGUCGCCUACGAAAGAAGGAGAGAAGGAGGAGAAGGAUCGGCCGGAAGUGGAGGAAGGAGAUGUGGUCGAGGACGAAGAAUUCGGGACGUUCGCGGGACAGGAUCUCCCCGGCGCCAUCGGCAUGUCCUUUCUGGAAGAAGAGGAUCAGUGGCAAGCCCUUUCGGUACGUUGGGGUUUAGAAGGCGCCUUCUUUCGGCUCGCUGACAAGGCACACCGCCGCUCGUUACAGAAGCAGCCCGUCGCACCCGUGCAGGUGCAACACAUGCUGGCACCACCGCCCGAUUGCGAGCCGCAGUCGCCGAGCGCGCCGCCGUACGAGGGAUAUAGCACAAGCACGUCUCUGGAAGCUGCAGCCACUGCAGUAAACCCGCCGCCGCUUGAUCCACCGCGAAUCGAGGCGCCUCCGUCGUUUCCUGCCUUCCCUCCCGCCUCGGAGGGAACACAUUCCUUUCGGGAGCAGGAUUGGCCCUUUCGAGACGCCAACUCCUUUCGCGACGACCGCGCGGACCAUUCUGGAACGGUAUCAGUCGACACGGGCUAUGCCGCCACCGUAUCCCCCACCGUAUCGCAGGCGGGAGCAUGGGCCGUUGGCAGUGUACCUGCUGCGCCGCCUUCAGGAUCGCCCACCGACUCCACCACCGAACCCAGUGGCGACGGCGAGCGCGUCCAGCACCCGGACCAACUACUCGAUCCAGGCUCCACCUCCGUACACGACUCGUACGAUACGACGAGUGCCCCGGCUGUGGCAGAGCCGCUUCAACCCGGUACCGACGACUACCUCGUCGAGUACGAGCAGCAGCUCAGGUCCCAGCUCUCCAAUACGCUCGCCCCGACACCCCAGCCGCUCUCCGCGUCCGCCUCCUCAAUGCCCCAGCUCGCGAACGGGCACCUCGAACAUACGGGUGUACGUCGUGAACCGAUACGGCGUCCCGACACACCCGCGCCGUUCGCAGAGCCCCGUGCUCGCCGCGUCGUACCCGCCAUGGUCCCCAUUCUGGACGAUAAUAACCUUAUUGGCGGCGCUCUGGGUCUCCGUGGUCUGCCUGAUGGUGUGCGGUAUGCGCUGGCGGGAGCUGACCAAUGGCGGGUCACCUCCAUCGAGCUCCUCGUAGAGCUUCGGGAUAUCCUCGCGCGUGUUCAGACGCGCGGCUACUCCGAAGUAGAGCUCUAUGCGUACGGAUUCCUCUCGCGUCUACGUCACAGCGUCACCUCUUCGCCCACUCCCGCCGACGACCUCCGCGUGAUACAGAAGGAUCUGGACGAGCUCACGGGAGGAGGCGAGGGUUUCUUCGACUUCCUGAACGAGCUGUACGCGAGGGUGCAGCACCUCGAUCGUGGCAUAAUGGACAGCGAGCUCCCGGUGUCCGAGCCGAGUACGCCCAAGUUCAACGACUACCGCCUGGACACACGGCCCAUGGGGUUGGUUCUGGAGCCGCCUCCUGGCAUCCCUCGCUCAAGGUCUACAACGCCGUCGAGCAUGCCCUCGCUCGAGUCGGUGUCAGACACGUCGUCGUCGGCCCUCUCCAGCCCGCUGCAUACUCCAUCGGAUUCGGACGCCUCGUUCGAUGCGCCUCCGCCACCACCGCCGAACACGGUAUCGGACUACGGCAAGGAUCGCCCGCUCAACCCAAAGGCUGCGGAGUUCAUUCCUCAAGCCCCAGUACAGGUGUUCUCGGUGCGCGUACCUCCUCCGCGCGACGCGGAGAUUAUCAACAUCUCGAGCGACACGGACGAGGAUAAUCGGUAUGUCCGCACUCGCUAUUCCUUUCGGGGCGACGCUCAAAGCUUACCAAGCCCGACCCACGCACAGCCCAACUUCGCGACGGGGCCCUACACCCCCGAAGUCCUACAGGCUGUCGGCGCAGUCCUCGCCCAGCUCGUCGCCCAGGCCAGCAGUCCGGUCGUCGACGCCACCUCGCAUUCCGACCCCGACCGAGCCGCUAUCGAGAGCCGAGAUGGAGGCGUUCAAGCCGCUGUGGGAUCAGCUGCAUCCCGCCGUUCAGAUACGGUUCCCGUUUAUGAUGAAGCUCGCAGCACGCGAAGCGGCCAGGAAGGACGAAGCCAGGCCACCUCCCGCCGCGCCAUCCGGGACUCAUCCGUCGGAGCCUACGACCUCGACGAUCCCAUGGAAAGUGAUCGUGAAGCGCGAGAAGAGGAGGAGGAAUCGGCGAGCACGGAAAGCUCGAGAGAGGGGUACGUACGGCCAAUCAAGAAGCCGCGCAUCCACUUACUCCCACCUAGCGAGUCGCGACGCCGCACUCUCCGCCCCACCCGUGGCCGCCCACAUACGCCAGGCCGAGUACCGCCCCGACUUCAUAACUCGCUUGUCAAGCACCGACGGGCCGGCUGGUCUCCCGUCUCAUCGCGAGGCUCGAGCCCUAGUUCUUCGGCGAGCGAUAAAUCCUCCGCCCGCUCCCGCAGAGCCUGGCCGCCGUUUCUUCAAGCAACUUCGCCAGCCCAGCGAUUUCCGGCCGUACCGGGCGUCACCAUUGAGGACAGCUUCAUCGCCUUCGACCGAGAACACCCCGCCUUCGUCUUUCGAGCAGGAGAACCGGUCUCGCUCACGUUUCCCGCUCUCCCGAAUCGGGGCCACGCGGCGUUUCGAGCACGCCUCAAUGUCGAAGCCGGGCGAGUCCACGUACCCGCCGAAUUCCUAUCCUGGGUCGACGCCAACGUCCCGGACAGUGGAGCCUCGAGUAUUGUACACAUCCACGCCGUCCUCAUCCGCCAACUCGCGCUCUACAUCGUACAAGCCGCCGUACGAUACUUCUCCGCCGAGGUCGACUCCGCAACCCUCCCAAGCGACGCCGACCGCCGGGACUUCGAAGACGCCCUACUACGCUCUCCCUUUGGCGUACGCAGCCCCGCCCGCCUCGACACUCCCGCCGCCCGAAAUGUCUACCUCCGCCGAUCCGAAAUACGGUUCCUCGAAGCCCUCGCCGUCUACCUCAUGGGCUCGGGAAGGCAAAGCUAUGCCGCCGCCAUCAUCUCCAUCCUCGUAUUCGAUGCGCCCGGUUCUUGGGCCAUCAAACCUCUCCUCGCCGGCUUCCUCCUCGACGACUUGGACUUCCCGGGCCGCCUCCACUCCUACGAAGCACAACUCCACCGACUCGCAAAUGUCAUGGAGUUUGCCACCUCGCAGUAG